AAAAAAGAUCGAGACAAAUCAAUCUACCGCAGGAGUAAAUACGAUUAUCGAUCACGGCAUAGACCGAAGAGUAGCGUGAAAUCGGGGCAUUUUCGAGAGAAACGCGAUAUCGUUUCUAGAUUACACGACGAAUGUGUAAAAAGUCGUGAUAAGAGAGAUGUAAACGAAGAGAGAAGCAAAAAAUGGAAGAAAUUGGAGAGCAAUGCCCGAACUGAUAACCGUAAAAUGACCGGAAACGUGAAUAUCUAUAUUUGUUCUGAAGCUACUGAGAAUGCGCAGCCGACGAAAUCGAAAAAACAGCAGCCGUGUGCAGAAUCGAGCUCAGAAACGACCACGGGUCGAUCGGACCUUUCCUCCAGCAAACUCGUGACGUGCAUCCGAAACAAGCGCAGAAAGUUCAAGGAACAAACUCUUAGCAAAAAGGAUGAAAGCAGCGAUAACAGUUCCAGCCUCGUUUCUAAAUCCAUCACUGAAAGCGAACAAGAUCUCAUCGACGUCUGCAAACAAAUCAGCGAAAAAGACACGGAAUCAACCUUAACAGAAUGCGAAUGCAAAGACAGUAGCGAUGCAACGAUCGCAUCGGAUCAGUCUUUGAGAAGAACAAAAUUUGUGGUCUGCGACGCUGUGGAGAAACCGUGUUCCACCAUUUAUCCUUUGAAGGCGUCUUCCAAGUCGGAGAGCGAAGAAUGGUCGUCGAAAUCGGUCCGCAGCAGUCGCGACUCUUCGCUCGAGACACUGAGAACGGUCUGCGAUAAGAAGCGAGGACCUGAAUUAGGAUAUAAUAAUUAUUACCAGAAUAAUUUGAAGGAAGAUUACGAGAGCAAGAGGAAGGUUAUGAGUGCCUGUAGGUGUCGCAAGAAUCGGGAACAGGUUGGUGGAUGCAGUUGUGGUGAGAAGAGGAGAAGAAAAGAGAAUUUGAAACCUUCAACAUGUGCUUGCAUUGCGGAGGAAGAGGAAGAUGUCUGCAAUGAUGAAGACUGUCAGAAACUGCAAGAGAGCGUUUGUCAAAAUGUGGAGAGAACUGAAGAACAAAUAGUGCCGUGCACAGAGGGUGUGAAAGAGAAGGUAGAAGAGGAGAAACCUGAAGAGGAUGAACCUGUAAAGGAAGAUGCACCUGUAAAGAAGGAUGAACCUGUAAAGAUAGAACCCGUCGAAGAAACGAAGGAACCGUCUCCAUUAACACCUCGGAGAUUAGUAAGACCAGAAGUAGUGGUCCUAAAGAAUAUUUUAAAACAAACUAAACCGCCUGCGCAAACUAAUCCUGGACCGGCGAAAGUGACUUCAUCGCCGUCGAGUAAUCCAAGUAAUUCGCAAGUCAAAAACGAGCCGGCGUUUAUGAAAAAAUUUAACCUUCGCGAGCAGUACAAGUUUAUGAAGAGACCGGAUGCUGAAGAAACUACGCAAAAAGUGGAAGAGGAAGAAUCGAAAGCUCCUUCGAAGGAAGAGGAAGAAUCGAAGGCUCCUCCGAAGGAAAAGGAAGAAUCGAAGGCUCCUUCGAAGGAAGAGGAAGCUCAAAAGAAUCCAGAAGAUAAUGUUGCCAGGAGGUCCUUCUCGGAAAGAAUGAAGGGUACGUUGUUUUACAAGACUUUCAGAAAAGUUGUCGACAAGGCGAGUCCGGAUAGAAAGAACGGGAAAGAGGAGAAAGAUGCGAUCGAAGAUACGGAUACUGAGAAAAAGGAGGAGAAAACAGAUGUUGAUCAGAGAGAAGAUUCUAAGGAGUCGAAAGGGAAAUUCAUGAAUAUAUACAAAAUCAUGAAAUCGAAGAGGAGUAAAAAGAAUUCAAAUGAAGUUACUUUAGAGAAAAAUUCUGAAAAGGAUGAAUCGAAGGCUGUACCGAUGGAAGAGAAGAAUGUUCCUCAGGAAGAAGAAAAAGAUGUUCAAGAAGGAUCAGAAAGAAGAGAUAAAAAGAAGGAUGAGAAAGAAGAGAAAGAAAAAAGUGCAGAAGUAAUUAUUGAAAAUGAAGACAAAGUGAAAUCGAUCACUCCAGUUACAAAACCUUCCUCAAUUAAAGAUAUCAAGAUUGAAGAAGAAAAGAAAGAUAAAAAGACUGAAAGAGUGAUCGAACCUCAAGAAGCAAAGAUCGAAGACAGAGAAAUUCGCAAAAAAUUCGAUCAGUCAAAGAAGGAAGAAAUGAAGAAACCUGUAGAAGAGAGACCUAAGAGAAUCGACACACAUUCGGAAGCUACAGUGUGUGCACAAUGUAUUCGAAGGAAAUCACAGAAAGAAUCGAAACAUUUCGUGGCUCCACCGCGUAUGCAGACUCUGCCAUCGGAACCCCAUACCACAUGCAUAAAUACGAAAUUCACAAGAUGCGACGUUAAUAACAAUUAUCCUAAUGAAUCUUUUAAUGAAAGCAGGUGUAACUGCUGUUAUUUACCGAUAUCUCAGUGCACCAAUGAAUUCGUGAGCCAUCCGAAGAGCUGUUUGAAGAAGGAGAGACAGUUUCGUUGUGUCAAUUCGCAGGAAAAUUCUUCGGUUUUGUGCUGCGAUAAGAGGAACUGGGAAGAGUGCGGGUGCAGGAGGGUGGUCUUGUGCGAAGGGUGUCGUAGGCCGAGGACUGAGUGCUGGUAAGUUAAUUCUUUUUUGGGUAGAUG
Messenger RNA from Megachile rotundata (alfalfa leafcutting bee), 2594 nucleotides. RefSeq lists its product as uncharacterized. The record is from RefSeq and is a predicted model, not a curated record. Lineage: Eukaryota; Metazoa; Arthropoda; Insecta; Hymenoptera; Megachilidae.